AGCAGAACUGUGUGUAGAUCAUUCCUCAUCUUCUGACAGAAAACAAGAAACGCCGGGCGCCACCGUGGAGGAAGUCGAAGUUUGAUGAUGCUAUCAAGCUCGUCCUCAAGUUGCCGUCAAGUGACGUGUACUACCGUGAUCAGAUCGUCCGCGAGGACAAGCGGAGUAUGUCGCUUGCAACCUCCCUUGCACCACAGGCACGAUGGGUCACGGAGGUACAUGUUGUCGCCAGCCGCGUCGCAUAAUAUUACAAGCUCUUCCUCGUCUUACUUGCUUCCGCUGAAUUCGAGUUUCAAAAAUUUGGAGCCAGAUCUGGAUCGGGAAACGGAAUGGCGAAAUGGGUGGAGCAAACCUGCACUAAGCAGGAGAGACGACGAGAGCAGCUGCUUCAGCGGAUACAACGGGACGAGCAGCCCAUCACUACCAAUUAAAACAACCUCAACCUUAUCUCAUGCGAUCGGCCAUGGCGACACUCACACUCCCGCCGGCGGAAUUACGAUGGGGCAACCAAGAGUAAUUGCGGCGCGCCAGGACACAGCUCUACCACCUGUGAGAACUACGAAUGCUGCAUUGACAUCCUUGUCGAAGACUUCUACCUCCGCGGCUGCCCUGAAGAUGAACCGAAAAUACGUGCAGGAACUGCACCGCCAGUACGUGCAAGGGAAGAACCAGCAGUCCACCUCGUCCAACGCGGCAACCUCCCUCGCCGAUGCCCAGGCGUUGUGCGACGACUUGGCGAGACUCGGCACGGAAGAUUGUGCGCCGGAGCUGGUUCCGAAAUUCAUCUUGGACCACACCGUGCCGCCGGCGAAUUGCGUUGCGGGGUUAGAAAUCACGUUUCUGCAGCGGCACGCCGACCGGUGGAUGCGUUUACUGCCGAGCAAACACCACAAGGAGGUCCCGAAAAUGCUGCGGGCGUUGUGCGGCUGCUUUCGGGUGCCGCAUCUGCUGCAACUCCUUUCGCAUCAGGUAGGAACGAGUGGUAAAAGAGGCGGUGGCGGAGACGACUUAUCCUUUCCGGACGGGACUAACAAUGCGACUUCCACUGCUCGCACCAACGGCGUCUCCAGCGAAGAGGAAACGGUCCUGCCGCAGUACUUUUUCCGGAAAAGCCCCACGGUGAAUUCCACGCUUAGCGGCAAGGUGUGCAAAGCAGCGCCCCCGCCCACGAAGCUGCGGGAACGCCGGUGCGGGGACUGCCAUGUGUCGUAUGGAGACGAGGAAGCCGAACUGGUAGAGACAAAGAGUGGUCGUUAUACUGGUUCAACAACAUCGCGUGUAGCGGCUGCGGCACUAAAUGGAUAUCCUCAACAACAUUCCUCUGUCCACGAGGACGACGAUUUUCUGUUCCAACCAAACGCAGAUCCUAACACGUUGCUCUUCGUUUCCAACCUGCCGUUUGACUGCACCACCGCUAGCAUCCGAGAUGCCUAUGAACCUUUCGGACCCAUCGAGCACGUGCAAAUUUUUUCCGACCGGCACAAAAACCUUCGCGCAAAAACCGCCCUUUCCGACCAGGACAGCGCCCAGGACGCGGGCAUGGAACGCGUGAACGCCAACCGGUUUUCUUCGGCCUACGCAGUGUUGAAAUUCCGAGACGAGGCAGCCGUAGCAAACGCGUCGCGGGAUUUUUUCCGCAUUCACGGCGUGCUCGUCACGACAGCAACAUCAAGAAAUGGUGGAAACAAUAGCAAGACAACCACGAUGAACGGUUCAUCUAGUUACCUGAGCAAGCCUGAUAAGUCCCUCCUCCGCGCCACCUACCCGGAGAAAGCAACAUCCAAAAACACGCUCCUCCUCACCGGGCUGCCCUGGCAGUUCCCUCUCGCCACGGUGUUGCGGGAAGUCGGCCGGAAGUUGGGACAGGGCUGCAAAAAUGCGAACACAAAACUGACUCUGCACCUCGCGAACCCCGAGCUGUUCGAAUUUCCGGAGACAAACAGCCUGGGGGUGAAAACGUCCAAUCGCGUCACCAAGCUGGACGUCCAGGUCACCGCUUCAGGAGAAAACGCGGAGAUCGAGCAGGUGCCCCCAUUUGACGAGCGGCAGUUUUUGGACACGUGGGAAGACGAAAACGACGAGGAUUUCGACGUAUCCUGAGUAAAAACGUACCCACACCAGAGUUGUAAUGCAGAUUUGCAAAGACAGGAAGACUUGUAAUGCGCAUCCCCAUGAGAGCCAUUUCCAAUCGUGUUUGGGAAUUUUUGAUGCUGUGAACACGAUGAGCAGAUGAAUCUGUGAUGCGGCUGAACUUGCUAACCUGCACUACGCUGCAUAGUGCAACUUGUCAUGCGUGACUCACAAAACUCCUAGGUUUGUGUUGCAAAAUCCCCAUCCUGACUCUGGUGUGGCUACGUUUUUACUCAGGAUACGACGCGGAUCCUUUUCUCUUCCUCCCCAACGUGGACAUGGACAUCCACGAGAUUCUAUCAUUUGUAAAAACGUCCCCACCCUAUAGUCAAGUUGGGAAAUCUGCAAGACAAAUCGACAAGCUUUGGCUGCUGCGCAUGACAAGUUUGGCCUCGUAGUGUAGUCCUGUUUAGCUAAUUAAGCAGCAUCACAGACCUAGCUUAUCAUGCUGGUUUGAGCAUGCCAAAUCCCGCAACACGACGAGCGAAAGAAUGCUUCUCAUGGGGCUCCGCAUGAGAGACAUUGUCACCAUGCUGAUUUGCAUGACAGCUCUGGGAUGGGGAGGUUUUUAUACAGGAUAGAUUCUAGGCAACAAGCGCUACAUGUCCGAGCACCACAACGACGGUAUCCUCUGUCUCCGGUUCCGCGGCGGCUUCUCCGCUGCGUUACGCGCGAAACGAAUACUGGAAACGUUAACCAUCGGGGACCGGGCGAUCAGCGUCGAGUUUUCCCCGCGUCGUCGGAAUUUCGUGCAGUUUGACGCGGAGGGCCGGGCUUUUUCGGCGUUGGUGGAAGAGGGGUUGACGUGGCGGGAAGGAGCGACGUCGGAGCAGGAGGGGCGUGAGGGUAGUUCAAUGCGAAGAAAAUCGUCAAUUGCAAAAAUCGAUGGGUCUACUUCUACUUUUGCAGCCUCUAGAGAUACUAGAACGACCUUGCCCGGCCGGUACGUGGAUUUCAUGACGCCGGACCAGAGUGCGGUAUACUCCAACGCGCUCGACAAUCCGUUCUACGCAUUCGGGACCUGAUACAACUUUUGAAAUAAUUAUACGUUUUGGCACGAUAGUUGAUAACAAUCGACAGACACAGCUAGGAUUCCUCGUUGUGUUUCUUUCGGAAAUAUAAUGAAACCGCGGAUAAAAAGAAAAUGUGCUUUGCGCGUC
Molecule: messenger RNA, 3290 nt
Organism: Amoebophrya sp. A120
Lineage: Eukaryota; Dinophyceae; Syndiniales; Amoebophryaceae
Source: the annotation of a GenBank genome assembly